Molecule: messenger RNA, 1563 nt
Organism: Dicentrarchus labrax (European seabass)
Lineage: Eukaryota; Metazoa; Chordata; Actinopteri; Moronidae
Product: polymeric immunoglobulin receptor
Exons: 4
Coding region: 76-1149 (357 amino acids)
Source: RefSeq, a predicted model, not a curated record
GCAGAAGUUUGUGCCAGUCCAGGGUACCAACCUCAGUCUGGUGUCAGCUCAGACAGCAGCAGCAGCUCCUCGACCAUGGCGGCAGUAAGAUUGGUGGCGUUUGUGGUGUUUUUCUACGUUUUGUGGAUGUUCGUUCUGACCUUUGGAGACACAUAUGUGGUAACAGUGAGGCCUGGACGGGAUGCCACUCUUCACUGUCAGUCUUACCCGGUUGUACAUGUACUAUGGUGGAAAGAUGAAGAUGACUACAAGUACUUUAAGGUCUUCAGGGUCUAUCGCAAGCGUAUAGAUGAAGACUACCAGCAUCCGUCUUAUCGUGGUCGAGUGGAGCUGAAAGAUCCAGAGAUGAAGUAUGGAGACGCCUCCGUGAUUCUGAAGAACGUCACCGUCAACGACACUGGAACAUAUGAGUGUAUUAAAGCGAGUCGACCAGUUUGCAUACAUGCAGGUAGGACGGCCACCGUCGACCUCACCGUCGACCUCACCGUCUCAGACUCAGAACCUGAGGAGGUAACUGCGUGGUCCGGAGAUAACGUCACCCUUCACUGCCAGGGUCCCAGAAACGCCUCGAUCUCAGUGUUAAAGUGGAUCAGAACUGACCAGGAGUCAGAUCAAUAUGUCUUCUUCAGAGGAAACAGCUCAAAUGAAACCAGCCAGCUUCGAUCUUAUCGUGGUCGAGUGGAGCUGAUGGAUCCAGAGAUGAAGAACGGAGAUGCUUCUGUGAUUCUGAAGAACGUCACCGUCAACGACACUGGAACAUAUGAGUGUGAGAUCUCAACUGAAGGCAGUGAAGACGGAGGGACAAAGUCUCAGUUCACCCUGAACGUUGAAGCUAAAUACAUGUGGGUCAACCCAGUAUACGAGGAGGAAGAAUACAAGGAUGUAGGAAACAAGGAGGAAGAAAACAAGGAUGUAGGAAACGAGGAAGAUGGAAACACUGAUGGAAGAAGCAGCAGAAGACAAGGGGCGCUAGUCGUCGGUCUGUCAAUCGGUUUUGUUGUUCUUGUUGUUGUUGUUGUUGAUGUUGUUAUUGUGGUUGUUGUUGUUGUUCUUCGUUUCAGGGGCCGAGGAAAAUAUAAAGUCAUCCCAGACAAUAAUUCUGCCGCUGUUACACAAACAGAAAACAAGGGUGUGAAGAUAUUGUGUUAAAACCAUCAAUCAGUCAAAGUUUCUGAUCUGAAUUAACACUUUAUUGUGAAAUCAUUUAAAUACUGAAUCAUUUUUCUUUUAUUCUUUUAUUUGACAUCAUUGUGAUGAUUUCUGGAUGAUUGUGGGUGAUUUUAUCUUUCUGGGUUUGUUUUCUGUUUAUUGCUGUCAUAAGGCACGUCAUUAUUCUCCUUUCAUAUAAUAAUAUCGGGUGUUAUCAUAUCCUGGAUUUAGUCUCUGUAACAGUUCAUACUGAAGUUGUGAUAUAUAUGUACAAUAAACCAGAGCUGUUUAAACGUGUUUGAUCUCAGCUGGAAGAACCAGUUUAAGAGAAAAACACACCACACCUGAGCUCCACCUGCGUCUAUCUUUCACUCCGUUCUCUGUAAAUGCAAAUUAAUUAAAUCUGCAAAAGUG